Messenger RNA from Frieseomelitta varia, 2508 nucleotides. RefSeq names its product T-cell immunomodulatory protein. Gene Ontology annotation, cellular component: plasma membrane. The transcript is spliced from 4 exons. Lineage: Eukaryota; Metazoa; Arthropoda; Insecta; Hymenoptera; Apidae. The record is from RefSeq and is a predicted model, not a curated record. Bases 340 to 2118 code for a protein of 592 amino acids.
AAGAAAAAGAGAAAAAAGGACAGUCGAGCAAACCGCGUUUGUGAUUCGCCAACAGCCACGACGGAUUGCUUGGACGAUUAAUUCUCCCUCUUCAUUCGGUGCGCGAGGAGCCGCACCGUACCAUACAUUCGCUGUUUAUUCUUCGCUCGUGUGCCAAGAGUUAAAUCGCACGCAAAUAUUUGUACAGCAACUCAUCUGUGUGUUGGGCAUGUUAAUCGCGCUGUUGGUCGAGAGAUGGCGAUUCCAGUGAUCGAGUAACUGUCAAGACAGAAUGAACGUGAAUGGUACUGGAUUUUCUUUGGUGUCUCAUUUAUUAAAAGAUAAACAACGGUAGACACGAUGAGGGUCCAGCUGUUGAUCGCGCAGGUGAUGGCGAUGACGAUGAUGAUGGUGAAAUGCAGCGACAUUACAUCAGCGGUGUUUGGUAGCGUGUUAGACGGUAUGCCAGCGGCCUUUGGCGAUUUUAAUUCCGACGAGCUGACCGACGUGUUCAUGCUGCGCAAGAACGGCACCACCGUUCAAAUCUUUCUCGCCGCCGAGCAGGAACCACUUUUGAGGCCCAGCUCUGACCUGAGUUGCACGUUCCGCCGUUUGGUGGAAGGCGUAGUGCCGGGAGACUUUGACGGUGACGUGUUCAUGGACGUGUUGGUCAUCACGUUUGACAAAGAGGAGAAAUUGUCGUACGGUUAUAUACUGUGGGGUGGAAACGGCUGGUUAAACUGUUCGAACGAAGAUCGCCCAGUGAUAACCAUGAAAGGGCAACCGCUGGCUCUCGACUAUAACGGUGACAUGAUAAUAGAUCUGUUCGGUUUGGACGAAUACAACGAGAGAGUGUUUUGGAUAUUCGACGAGAGCAGAAAACCCCCGAAAAAGGUCCCUAUGGAUCCGCCGUUGAAUCUACCGUUAGCGUCCAUCAGUCAGCCUCACUCCAACGCCUAUCUCGAUCUGAACAGCGACUUUUUGGCCGAUCUCGUGGUCACGACGGGCAAACACUUUGAAAUUUGGCUAGGCGUGGAGCAAGGAUUCCAAUAUGACAAACUGAUAAAGUUCCCCAUCUCCAAGAACUUCAACGGCGUGCUCGGGCAAACGUUGUACCUGGACGUUGAGCUGACCGGCAAAAUGGAUCUGCUGUUGCCUCUGUGCUUCGACACGGCGUGCACCAACAGCACCAUCAUGAUGUACUCCUCGGACAAGUGGCACGAUCUCGGGGUGAACUUGAGAGACAGCGACAACGUGCUGUGGGGUUUCGUAAAGGGCAACGGGCAACGAUACACCGACACGAUCACUCUUCGCGGCGGUGACUUCAACAUGGACGGUUAUCCAGAUCUACUGGCCACGCUGAAGCCGACCACUGGCAAACAGACGCGGUCCUAUCUGCUGGAGAACGUGGCGUGCGACUCGUGCGAGAAUUUCACUCGGAAAUUCCAAGUGAAAUGGCAGGCGCUGAACCCGUUCCGCAACGAAACCGCGAUGGCCGUGUUCUACGAUUUUUACCAAGACGGGAUCUUGGACGUUAUCUUGGUGGAGGUGGACAAAAGCAGGAACAGCUAUCGUACAGCUGCCUUCAAGAACAGUUUGGACUACGACGCAAACUUUGUGAAGGUGAUGGUGCUCACCGGACGGAACAACAGCAUGUAUCCGAUCUCACCGGGCUCGCUCGGCAAGAAGAAGCGAACUUACGGUACGAAUCUUCCUGGUCCGUCGAUAGCCUAUCGGACCACAACUCAAGACGGCAGCCCGCGAAACGCGAUCGCCGCCCAGCUUCCGCAGAGUGCCCAUUUCUCUCUGAAUUUGCCUUACACGACCUUUGGUCUGGGCAGAACGCCCAACUUUGUCGACGCUCUCACUAUCGGGGUUGCGGGAAAAUGUCGAGAAUGGCCACAGAUCAUCCCCAACUCGCAGAUGGUAAUGAUACCGAAUCCGAUAAUGGAACCCUCGAAGUGGAAAGCCCAGCUGUUCGUAACGCCGAGCAAAUUGAUAUUACUGAGCGCCGCUGCGUUAACCGCCACCUGCGGUCUCAUAUCCUUGAUCAUCGUCGCGCUCUACUGGAAAGAGCGAAGGGAGGACAAGCUCGAGAAGCUUCAGGAAGCGCAUCGAUUCCCCUUCGACGCGAUGUGAGGGUGAUUCCAUUAACGAUCCGUCGAAUAUCUUUAAGAAAUGUAUUUAAUAGAUCUACAAGUUGUUUCGUAAUAUCGGCAAAUAAAUAGAGAUAAAUUAACUAAAUCUGUAAAUCAAUAGAUAUACAAACAUCUACAAAAUGAGUGAGCAAGUGAACGAACGGUUGGACUCGAUGCGUAAUACAAGUCGAGAUACCGAUAGGUAAUACGCGCGGGCGAGUGUGUAAGUAAGUGUAUACAAGUGUCUGUUGUGUUGCGUGUCACGUGUGUGUAGUUUAAGGAGAUUGGCGAUAUUUUGUACAACAAGUUUCUGAAAUAUAUCGCGCACUCUGCUUUUCUUUCAAAUAGAAAGUCGUCGUCGUCGCUAAUAAAAUUGACAAUUUAUUGAUUU